GCGGCUGCUGCGGCUACGACUUAAGAAGUUGGCAUCAGGCAUCGCUGUGGAUGGAUCGCUGUGCAAGUUGCCCGCCGCCAUGCCACAGCUAAAUACGGCCACUAGCUUCAGCGAGCUGGAAAUGGACAUUGACGAGGAGGAGCAGCAAAUGCCAGCGAUUACAUCCACGCCAUUGCCAGCUGUCAAGCCAGCUCCAUCCCCAGCCAAGCCUCGCUACACCAGCGAACUGUCUUUGGCACUCGGCAGCCCAGAUGUCUGUAAAACGCAAUCGCUGCGUCCGCAGCUGCAUCGACCACAGAAGCGCUGGUCCAUGGAAUUGCGUGAAAAGGUUCUGGAAAUGUCCAAGCGCAACAAUGGCUCCGAUGAGCAACUAUCGCCACAGCCGCAGCCGCUGUCAACGGAUUGCAAUACCACAUUUUGUGGCAGCACCAAUGCGCCAGAUGAACCCGCUGCAGUGAUCACGCGCAGCGUUAGUGACAAAAUCAACUUCUUCAACAAGCUAACCAACACCUACGAAUCGCCCAGUUGCCUCAGCUCGAACACAAAUGGUAAUAGUUUUAUAUCCAUGCUGCGAUCGAGCCGCCCACAGGGCGUGGCGACGAUGGGUGGCAAUGCAGCAGUGCCGCCGCCAAAACCCAAGCGGUUGGGCAGCACACCCGCCACACCCAGCAACACAACAGCGCAACAUCUGCUGUUUGCCACGCCCACUGCCAAGCCGCCCAGCAACGGAGGAGGCAUACAACGCAAAAGCUCAUUGCGCCGCAAGCCCUCAGUGGAGAAAUCUCGCGCCACGAUUGCUCGUCAAAAUUCAAAUGCAACGCUGCGACCGCAACGACAUGCCAUGAUGGAGGACCUGAGCCUCGUUGUGCCCGUGCGACUACGCAUCGCCGAAUACGAGCAGCGCAUAUCGAUGAGUGCAUAGGAAUGAAGCCACUGACGCCACGCCCCAUGAGUCGAUUGGAUGAAUGGACCAAACUAGUGCAAGCUCCCAAGGAUUAGCUCUAAUUUAGCUCUUUAGUCAUAGCCAAGU
Drosophila hydei is the source of this 1030-nucleotide messenger RNA. RefSeq names its product protein bottleneck. The transcript has 2 exons. NCBI's taxonomy places the organism in Eukaryota, Metazoa, Arthropoda, Insecta, Diptera, Drosophilidae. The record is from RefSeq and is a predicted model, not a curated record. The coding region runs from base 80 to 922 and encodes 280 amino acids.